Messenger RNA from Dunckerocampus dactyliophorus (ringed pipefish), 4836 nucleotides. It is a transcript of the gene cgna, whose product is annotated as cingulin. Gene Ontology annotation, cellular component: myosin complex. The record is from RefSeq and is a predicted model, not a curated record. The coding region runs from base 195 to 3683 and encodes 1162 amino acids. NCBI's taxonomy places the organism in Eukaryota, Metazoa, Chordata, Actinopteri, Syngnathiformes, Syngnathidae. The transcript has 20 exons.
GUCGCAUCCCGGAGGAAGGUAACAGGUUGCAGUCGCCACCGCAUAAUGAACUUCUUUCAGCGACUAUUUGCGUCCUUUUCGUGCGUUCUUUUGGAUGCAAGUGUGGGAAAGUAGACGACACGUUUACUCCGGAGAGGAACUGAAGUGACGCAGAGGAGAAGAGAAGCAAGGAAAGAGUACGAAGUGUUGGCAGCAUGAACACAUCAUCGUCUGGUCAUAAGACUCCAGUGGACCACGGCGUCCAGAUUCGCUUCAUCAAUGACCUCCAUGAAUAUAGAGGAGGGCAGCAUGGCUCUCAACCCAAGACCAAGUCUCAGACCUUCUCCAAGUACGGCGUAGCUGUCAGGGUGCAGGGCAUCGCUGGACAGCCGUACGUGGUUCUGAAAGACGGCAAGAAGGGCGACUCGUACGGAGUUCAGCUCAGGACUCAGUACCCUUCUGGCUACGGUAGUCUCCCCCGCAGGAGGGAGAAGGGUGAGCCAACAACACAUGGGGUGGAAGAAGGAGGGGGUCAUGGAGGUGCGCUACGCCGGGCCCAAUCCCAUGGAUCACUCCUAGAAAGGGAGGAAGGGGCUGGUGAUGAGGAGUUUCAGCUGUCGAGGCCUCCAGGGGAUGGUAAGUCAGGUAGCUAUGGGAACCUGGACAGCGGGCUGGGAGUACGAGGAGAAAGAGAACCAGCUCGGAAUGUCUGGGAUGGUUCUUAUCAGGCAAGACUGAAUGGCUCAGUCGGGUCGCUAGUGAGUGACAGCCAGGCCUUCACUAACGCCCCACAGCACGCGCACUCUGUCAACCGACUAGUCAACAGGUUUGAUGAUGACAGAAGUGGAGGUCAGCAGCGAGGCUUGUCUCCUUCCCACGACCCCAGAGAUGUGCAUCCACAUGGCACCGCCAACCAUUACCCAUCACCUUCAUCCUCAACUCACAGCAGCCCGGCACGCAGGCAGAACGCUCACACCAACAUCCCUGGACACCCGGUGAAUAAGCGGACAUCAGGCAGAUAUGUUGCUGUGGAGACGGAGCCACAGAGUGCAGAGGUGAGCAGUGGGGAGGAGCAGAUCAUGCAGAUAAUAUACAGCAUCCUGAGAGAAGGGACCAAUGAGAGCGACGUUUCCAUCAAGCAUAAAGUCAACAUCAUCUGCCAGAGGAUUCAGAACCUUCAGCACAAAGAACCUCCCUCGGACUUCAGCAGAGAAAAGAGGGAGCUAGAGAGGAAGGUGGCGGAGCUCCAGAACGCCUUGCAAAAAGAACGGAGGGGUUCUCUUAACCAUGCGGACAAAGCUCUGAAAGAUGAGCUGGAAUCCUGCUUGGACGCAAAUCUGCAACUGCAGGAAACGCUGGACCGGAAGAAGAAAGAACUGAGUGAUAGCCACUCUGAGCUGACUCAGCUGCGCAUUGAAAGGGAGAAUGCGGAGGCUCGUGCCAGGGACAUGGAGGACCAGCUGGCUGAGCUUCAAGAUGAACUGAGAAGAGAGAAUGGCAGCAAGGCGGACAUGGCCACUCUCGAGGCGCAGCUGUUGGACGUCUGUCGGCUGAAGCAGAAGCUGGAGGAAACCCUUCGCCAGCGAGAGAGGGAGCUGACGGCGCUGAAGGGAGCUCUGAAGGACGAGGUGGCCACGCACGACAAGGAGAUCGAGGCGCUCCGAGAGCAGUACAGUGCCGACAUGGAGAAACUGAGGAGUAGCAUGGAACAGGUGUCUCAGUCUCAUGCAGGGAUAGAAGCUGAGCGCUUGCGCAUCAACACUUCCGUUCGCACCCUCCAGCAGCAGCUAGAGGACUGCAGAGAUGAGAGCAGCCACUGGAUGGAGCAGUUUCACAACACCAGAGACGAACUUCGCUCUACCAAACAAGAACUCCUCCAAGCCCGACUGGAAAAAGAAGAGAGUGAGGAGGAACAGAAGGCGCUCCAGGACAAAUUGAACACAAUGAAACAACAGAUACCGGAACAGAGCCACAAACAAGCUCUCAACCAGGAGCUUGAACGGAGCAAUGCUGAUCUGCGCAAGGCAAAGUCAGAAGUGGAGAAGCAGAGGACAGAGUUUGACAAAAAGGUCAUGGAGAUCAUCUUGGUAAAAAAGGCUCACCAGGAACAAGAGGCAGAGCUGAAAUAUGAGAUCGACCGGCUCAAGAACCAGCUGCAGAGGGCCAAAGAUGACUUUGCCAAGGCCCAGGAGAAAAGCAAACGGCUCCCAGAUCCAGCCAGCAUCUCAGAAUUGGAGCAGAAGCUGAGCGAGGCACAAAAUGAAUCUAGCCAGCUUAAAGAAAAACUGUCAUUGACUGAAGAGGAGCUGGAGGCCAGCAAAGCCCGUUUGAGCAGAGCUCAGGUGGACCUCAAAUCCUUUGAAGACGCUCAGAAGGAACAGACAGAGUCCAACACACGUCUCAAGGACAAACUGUCACGGUUGGAGGCUCAGCUGCAGACCAAUGCUGCUGAGAGCUCAGAGGCCGAGCUUGCCCUUCACGCCGAGGUGAGAAGCCUGAGAUCUGAGCUGGACGAGACGAAGAGAAAAACCUCGCGCUUGAGUCAGGAGCACCGUGAGCUCAGCCAGCGUGCGGAGGAUGCAGAGAAAGACAAGGAGGCGCUCAAACAGAGUCUCAGCCAGAUGGAAGAUAUCAAACGACAGCAGGAGAGAGCUCUGGAGAAAAUCAACAAGGAGUUUGAGUCUCUGACCGUGUCGUCAAGCGGGGAGGUGCAGUCUCUCAGGCUUCAACUGGAGGAGCAGAGAGAACGCGCACGCAAGGAAAUCCAAGAGGUACAACGUCACGGAAGCGACGCUCAAAGCGAACUGGACAGAAGUCACACAAAUCUGAGGCGACUGGAGGAGGAGCUGUCACGGCAGAAGAAGGAACUCCUGCUCACGUGUGAGGAGAGAGACAACCACCAGCUGGAUAAAGAGAUGCUCACCAACAGACUGCGCCACCUGGAGGGAGAGAUGGAGGCUGGCAAGAACAACCUCAAUGAGAAGAUCAGGGAGAUUCGUAUCCUAGAGGACAAGUUGAAGCGUUUGGAGUUGGAGCUGGAGGAGGAGAGGAGCAGCGCAGAGAUGCUGACAGAGCGCGUGUCCCGAAGCAGAGACCAAAUUGAUCAGCUGCGCUCAGACAUCAUGCAGGAGCGAUCCUCUAAACAGGACCUCGAGUUAGACAAGAACGCGAUGGAGAGACAUCUCAAAGAGCUGCGGGGUCGUCUAGCAGACAUGGAGGGCCAGUCUCGCUCCUCAGCUGGAGUCUCUCAGCUGGAGAGCAAAAUCCAGGAGCUUGAGGAGCAUCUCCGGAGUGAGGAGAGAGAGAAGAAUUCUGUUCUGGCAUCCCAACGGCGUCUGGAGAGGAAGCUGAAAGAGUUGAACAUGAUGCUGGACGAGGAGAGACAAACACACACGGAACAAAAAGACCAGCUUUCUCUAAAAGUGAAAGCUCUGAAGAGGCAGGUGGACGAAGGCGAGACAGAGCUGGAGAGGGUCGACACGCUGAGGAGGAAGGCUCAGAGAGACAUGGAGGAGCAGAUGGAGCUCAAAGAGGCCUUGCAGUCGCGCGUCACCGCUUUGGAAACAGAGCUCAAGAGGAAAGCCACAAUGCGGCCCGUCUUGGAUUCAUCUGCUCUCAGCUCGGAUGACGAUGACAGCAUUUACGACCCGUCCUCCAUCACCUCCAUCCUCACUGAGGGCAACCUCCAGACCAGCUCCUGUUGAAGUGUAGCUCACCUUUAGACGAAUAGUACAGAUGAUGCACUACAGACCAAGGAAGGGAGUAUUAUAAAGGUUAGUAGGGUAAGCAUUCUCACAUGAGGAGUGAAUUGAAGGAAGCUGAACUUCCUCUUUGGUCAAGGGAACUUCCUUCUGGGAGCGUUUGUACACAAUUAGACUGACAAAUGAACAUUGAGCUCUAUUGCUGCUCCACUUGGUACCUCUUAUUAGUUUCUUUUAUAGUUUCCCUCCAUUUUUAAGACUAAAUAAGUGCACUAUUUCUAUGCAUUCCUUUUAUAUACAGCCACAGAACACAUAGAAUUAUGAUGCCUUCUGAUUGAUCACGAAAAUGUAAAUGUUUGUAAGAUAAGAUAUGCCUUUAUUAGUCCCACAAGGGGAAAUUCCAGUUUGUAUUUAACAUUCCUAGUCUAAUUUUGUAUCCACUUUGAACAAUCACAACUGACGUACAUUUGCUGCACUGUGUUGUUUGUUUAUGUCUUAAAGUAAAAUCAUAGUCCCUAAUGGGUUUUCUUCAGUUAUCACCAUAAUGCAAUUGCUAACCGGGUACAUUUCUGACUGGGUUUUUUUGUAUUGCAUAUGCAUGUAGUAAAAGAAAGACUUAACUCACAAGAAAGGCAUUUCUUGGCAUUUUUUCAUCAUGCUGUCAUUGUGUGUAUUUUUGGACCUUUUUUCACUUCUCUCAUUCAUAAUUGCGGUAACUUGAAGGAGUUGCGCUGACGUGCCCUCUCUCACUCCUUCAGCAGAGAUGUGUCAGCUUUUUAGGAAGUGAUCACUCUGCUCACAAAUCACUCACACUGAGAAACUUUUUAAAAGCGUGACCCGGAAAUAUUCAGGAUUUCUGGAAUUAUCCCAAAGCUGAUGUUUAAAUAUUAAUGAACUUAAAGAGUACUUAGGCUCCUACGAAGGUCAAAGUCAGUUGAGACUCGCCUCCCGCCAACACACAAUAAUCACUCCUCACAAGUCACUGUAUCAAUAGGCAGUGGUUAUCGUAUUUUUUUUUUCAGUUUAUUGCAUUUGAUACGAUGUACUUGCAUUAUUAUGCUAUAUAAAUCAUGAAAAAAUGCUCUCAAAAAUGUCCAUAAAAACAGUUAACAAUAAUUUGUAGGACAAUUAUCUACCAGCAAAAUUAGUUUUCGUG